Messenger RNA from Armigeres subalbatus, 1510 nucleotides. Its product is annotated as zinc finger and BTB domain-containing protein 24-like. The transcript has 3 exons. The coding region runs from base 183 to 1472 and encodes 429 amino acids. Gene Ontology annotation, biological process: regulation of transcription by RNA polymerase II. Lineage: Eukaryota; Metazoa; Arthropoda; Insecta; Diptera; Culicidae. Gene Ontology annotation, molecular function: RNA polymerase II cis-regulatory region sequence-specific DNA binding; zinc ion binding; DNA-binding transcription factor activity, RNA polymerase II-specific. Gene Ontology annotation, cellular component: nucleus. The record is from RefSeq and is a predicted model, not a curated record.
AUGUUUACAUUUUCAUUUUGACGGAAAUCCGGGAAAUCCUUGCAAAGGGUUUUCGUUUUCAUUGGUUUCCAUCGCCAUAGGUGGGUGGGAACAAAUAGAAAGAUUAAUUUGAUGCAAGAUUUGAUUGUUAGGGAACAUUAACGUUUCAUAUCACAAGUGGAAACAGUGUUUUUCUACAAAAUAUGGGUUAUUGUCGCUUGUGCCAAAACCCUUGCGGUUCCAAUUCACUUUUUAAGAAUCGAUUCUUCCGAGAGAAAUUUCAGGAUAUCAUCUGUAUGUGGGUUGAUCCAAAACAGGAUUUCAAUUUGACUGAUGUGUGUAAAAAAUGCGAAAACGAGGUCGUGGAGUUCUAUCUUUACAAACAUCAAUGUCGAGAUAUAAUUCGUGGAGUAAAAAAUCCAACUCCAUUAGUUGAGGAUCACGAAAAUUUCCCACUCCUCGAAGAAGAAAGUUCUGUUUCAGAUCCUCGGAGGGAGUCUGUGCCUGCCAAUAGGGAAACAGAAGUUUCUAUUGUAGAAUCUUCCUCUGAGUUGAAGACUGCAACUCGACCCAAGGAGAAUGAAAAAUUGAGUAAAAAUUCGGUUGAUGAGCAAUCAUUACAAUCUUUGCUGGACAACUGCGGCGAAACAGUGGAACUCUCGAUUGAGGUUUUGGGAGCGUUGAACUCGGAUGAAAAUGUAAUACCAGCUCCAGUCAUACCAACCAAUCCGGAAAAGGUUGCCCCGUUCAAAAGAAAAUUUAUUCCAGUUGAGAAAAAGCGUAGAACGUAUACGUUCAAAACUGCGGAGGAACGUUUGGCAGAAAAAAUGAGACCGAAACGAAAAAUUCAACGCAAAACGGAAGCUGAAAAGGCAAUGGAUCCAGCGGAGUACAAAAAAUAUUACUUCAAAAAGACUAUGGAGCGGUACCGGAAGACGUGCGAAAUUUGCGGAAAACGAAUGCAACAGGAUCGAUGGGAAGGCCACAUGAAUGGCCACAAGGGUUUGACACCGUUCAAAUGCGAACAUUGUGAGCUGCAGUUCAACUGCAGGCUCAAUUUGAGGUCGCACAUUCAGCGAAUGCACGUGACAGGUAAUGAAGUAAACUGCCCCCAGUGCGGAAAGGAGUUCUCCCAGAAGAGAAAGCUCGAGCAGCACAUUUUUUCGGUGCACGCCGAAAAAAAGUAUCAAUGCAGUUUGUGCGGGCUGAAGAUUCUUAAUAGGAAUUCUUUACAACGGCACAUGAACAUCCACACCCAAACGCGGGACUUCAUUUGUCCACAUUGUGGAAAAGCGUUCUACUGCAAGAGCGUGCUGACCAUCCAUCUGCGGACACAUUCCGGUGAAACGCCGUACAUUUGCAAUGUGUGUCCGAAGGGAUUCAUCCACCGUAGGAUCUACGUGAUGCACAUGCAAAAAUUCCAUCCGGGGGAACCGUUGAUGCAGUUGAGUGGAUCCAAAUCGAUGAAAGAGACUUUGAUGAAGAAGUAUUGAACGAAAUAUGAUGGAAAUGCAUCUUUUUUGAAAUAUUA